AUGGAGAUUGAAGUGCCUGUUGUGAUUGUGGGUGCAGGGCCUGCUGGCCUAGCAACCUCUGCAUGCCUUAACAAACUUUGCAUUUCCAACAUUGUCCUAGAAAGAGAUGAUUGUCAUGCAUCUCUUUGGAGGAAAAGAACCUAUGACCGCUUGAAACUUCACUUAGGCAAAGAUUUUUGUAACCUUCCUCACAUGCCCUUUUCAUCUGAUUUACCCAACUUUGUGCCUAGGGUUGAGUUUCUACGCUACUUAGACCGCUAUGUCAACCACUUCAUGAUUUCCAUUCGCUAUAACCGAAAUGUUGAGUCUGCUUCUCUUGAUGACAACAAUGGCAAAUGGAGGAUCGUUGUUAAUGACACAUCAUCAAAUGUUGAUGAGGUUUAUGUGUCAGAGUUUCUGGUGGUUGCAACCGGGGAGAACAGUAAAGGGUACAUUCCAAACAUUGACGGACUUGAUAGGUUUGAAGGAGAAUAUUUGCAUUGCAGCAAGUACCUUAAUGGAAGAGAAUGGUAUGACAAAAAUGUCCUUGUUGUUGGCUGUGGCAAUUCUGGCAUGGAGAUCGCUUAUGAUCUCUCAAAUUGGGGUGCAAAUACCUCCAUUGUUAUUAGGAGUCCUGUUCAUUUUUUCACUAAAGAAAUGGUGUACUUGGGGAUGUGCUUGCUGAAAUACUUUGAAAUGGAGAAGGUGGACAAGCUCAUGCUGCUUAUGAGCAAAGUGAAGUAUGGAGAUAUGACCAAAUAUGGAUUGGCUAGGCCAACGGAGGGACCUUUCGCUUUGAAAAAAAUGGGUGGUCGCACCCCUACCAUUGAUGUGGGUUGUGUUGGUAGGAUUAAGAAAGGCAAAAUAAAGGUCUUCCCAGGUAUUUCAAGCAUAGAAGAAGGCAAGACAGUUCAGUUUGAAGACGGAAGAUUUUGGCAUUUUGAUGUUAUAAUCUUUGCUACUGGAUACAAUAGCACUGUGCUGAAGUGGCUUAAGGAUUACAAAGAUUUGUUCAAUGAGAAUGGAAUGCCUAAAGCAAGUCAACCAAAUCACUGGAAAGGAGAAAAUGGUCUCUACGCUGCUGGAUUUUCAAGAAGGGGAUUAGAAGGCAUUUCUUAUGACGCCAAGCGUAUAGCUGAGGACAUCAAUCUGACUAUGAAUUCAAGGAAGAUGUCUAGUGCCGAGCCUAACUAUCCAUGCCUCAAAUUCAUAGAUAACUGA
Molecule: messenger RNA, 1200 nt
Organism: Abrus precatorius (Indian licorice)
Lineage: Eukaryota; Viridiplantae; Streptophyta; Magnoliopsida; Fabales; Fabaceae
Product: probable indole-3-pyruvate monooxygenase YUCCA11
Exons: 4
Coding region: 1-1200 (399 amino acids)
Molecular function (GO): flavin adenine dinucleotide binding; NADP binding; N,N-dimethylaniline monooxygenase activity
Source: RefSeq, a predicted model, not a curated record